AUGCGCUUCACCAUUGCUGCCGUCGCUGCUGCCUUCGUGGUUAGCGCCUCUGCCCUGGGCAACUCUACCGCCCAUCCCGUCUACACGACUGAGAUUGUCACUGCUUUCACCACCUACUGCCCUGAAGCUACCUCUGUCGUGCACAACAACCAGACCUACACUAUCACCGAGGCCACCACUUUGACCAUCACCAACUGCCCUUGCACCGUCACCAAGCCCGUAAACUCUGCCACCUUUACCUCCGCCAUCCCCAUCCCUCUUAGCACCGGCGCCUCUGGCUCUGCCGUGGUGGCCCCCGUCAGCACUGGCGCUCCUUACAGCAACGGCACCGUUCCCACCUCUGGCACCGCCUCUUCCACUGGCGCUACUGGCAGCACCAGCACCACCGGCACCGCUUCGCCCGUCUUCACCGGCGCCGCCAACAAAGCUUUCUCCGCCUCGGGCGCUGGCCUCGCUGGCCUCCUCGGUCUGGCUGCUUUCAUGCUCUAA
Molecule: messenger RNA, 489 nt
Organism: Xylona heveae TC161
Lineage: Eukaryota; Fungi; Ascomycota; Xylonomycetes; Xylonales; Xylonaceae
Exons: 3
Coding region: 1-489 (162 amino acids)
Biological process (GO): fungal-type cell wall organization
Cellular component (GO): fungal-type cell wall
Molecular function (GO): structural constituent of cell wall
Source: RefSeq, a predicted model, not a curated record